Cyphellophora attinorum is the source of this 231-nucleotide messenger RNA. RefSeq lists its product as uncharacterized. The transcript has 2 exons. NCBI's taxonomy places the organism in Eukaryota, Fungi, Ascomycota, Eurotiomycetes, Chaetothyriales, Cyphellophoraceae. The coding region runs from base 1 to 231 and encodes 76 amino acids. The record is from RefSeq and is a predicted model, not a curated record.
AUGCCUUCAACACGUGCCAGCGCCAAAGCCUCCACAGAGCAAGACGACCCUCUCGAGAAGGCCGAGGCUACCAAGGAAGCCAAGUCCAAGAGCAGCGAAGCCGCCACUGACGGAAUCGUUGGCGAGGAUGAGCUAGACAAGGCUAUUGGAGACAAGGGUCCCGACCCAGAGGUCACCAGUGCGGACGACGACCCGCUUGAGAAGGCGGAGGCUACGAAGGAGAAGAAGUGA